AUGACCAGCCCUGAUGGCAUGAACUGGACAAGCCAGAGAAGUGCUUCACAGGCUGAAUGGAGAAGCAUUAUGUACGGCAAUGGCAUAUUUGUUGCGGUUGCCAAUGGUGGCAUGGAUGACAACCAUGUCAUGACCAGUCCAAAUGGCAUCAAUUGGACAAUGCAGGAAAGUCCUCCUGAGAUAGAUAACUGGAACAGUGUUACUUUUGGCAUGGAGAAGUUUGUUGCAAUCGGUGCCAACACUGAAGAAGGAGAAACUGCCAUGACUAGCCCCAAUGGUAUGGACUGGACACUGGCAACUACAACACCUUUGGGUACAUGGAGCAGUGUUACCUAUGGCAAUGGAAUUUUUGUUGCAGUUGACCUUUUUGGUAUGUCUGGCAAUCAGGUCAUGACCAGCCCCAAUGGCAUAAGUUGGACAACGCAUGCUUCCCCAGUAGCUGGAUGGUUUAGUGUUGCCUAUGGCAUGGAUUUGUUUGUGGCAGUGGCUUAUCUGGGUGAAGGUACCAAUUUGGUCAUGACCAGCCCCAAUGGAAUGAACUGGACCAUUCACCAAAGCGCAACAAUUGCUGCAUGGACUAGUGUCACCUAUGCAGAGGCUGAACAAAUCUUUGUGGCAGUGGCUGGUGGUGGUGUGGGCACCAAUUUGGUGAUGACCAGUCCCAAUGGCAUGAAUUGGACCAUUCAAGAAAGUGCAGCAGCUGCACAAUGGAUUAGUGUUACGUACAGCAAUGGAACACUUGUGGCAGUUUCUCUUGAUGGCAAAGUCAUGACGAGUCAGUCCAGCUAGAGUCAAUGGUGUCUGUAAAAGUUUGUGAGCAAAUCAAGCAGCAGCAGCAGUUUUAGAGUAAGCAUCCAUAUACCUCCUAGCUAAUAUUGAUUGG
This is a messenger RNA of Phaeodactylum tricornutum CCAP 1055/1, 883 nucleotides long. RefSeq lists its product with no specific name. Bases 1 to 789 code for a protein of 262 amino acids. The record is from RefSeq and is a predicted model, not a curated record. Lineage: Eukaryota; Bacillariophyta; Bacillariophyceae; Surirellales; Neidiaceae. The transcript has a single exon.